AUGACGUUUAGGAAGAAGGGUGAUGAAGAUUAUGAGAAUGAUCCGAUCGAGGAAGACGAGAUCAAGUCCACUGCAUCCACAAAGACCCUCCAGGAUGAAAGAGAUGAUGAGGGAUUCCUUACCAAGUCUCAAAGACUCUUUGUCCUUGAGUUCUUCACGAUCUCUGCCUUGAGAUCUAUGAGGAAUUGGAAGGGUCGCGUUCCAAGUGGCUCAAACAAGCGCGAACUACUCAUGACCGCAGUACCGCUCACUAAGACAAAAGUCCAGCUCAUGGACUUUAUCCUUUCCGCUUGUCCCGACGAGAUCUAA
Messenger RNA from Trichomonas vaginalis G3, 309 nucleotides. RefSeq lists its product as uncharacterized. The transcript has a single exon. NCBI's taxonomy places the organism in Eukaryota, Parabasalia, Trichomonadida, Trichomonadidae. The record is from RefSeq and is a predicted model, not a curated record. Bases 1 to 309 code for a protein of 102 amino acids.